Messenger RNA from Budorcas taxicolor (takin), 597 nucleotides. It is a transcript of the gene CT55, whose product is annotated as cancer/testis antigen 55. The transcript is spliced from 5 exons. The record is from RefSeq and is a predicted model, not a curated record. NCBI's taxonomy places the organism in Eukaryota, Metazoa, Chordata, Mammalia, Artiodactyla, Bovidae. Bases 1 to 597 code for a protein of 198 amino acids.
AUGCUCCGGUUUAUUUCCAGGGCUCUUGCCUUUUGGAGGAAGGUGGACUCGUCGGAAGCAGAGAGGGAGCAGCAUCAGAGGCUCCUGGAAGGUCACACCGAGUCAAAAACUGUGCAAGGAGUCGUGACAAAGUUCUGUAGUAACUAUGGCUUGAUCGAUGAGUUGAUCUACUUCAGCAGUGAUGUUGUGACUGGCAAUGUGCUUCUGAAAGUUGGGCAAAAGGUUACUGCAGUUGUGGAGGAAAAUAAAACAUCUCAUGGAUUGAAAGCAAUCAAAGAAGUCACCACCAAUGAUUUUGAGCCUUAUCAGGGUGACCGAGUAGAAGUUGUAUUUUCCAUCCAGCCAGACACACAAAGCAGAAAGGCCCUCUCAGUGAAGCCUCUGAGACACAAGCACGUGCACAAGGUCUGCAUUACUAGCCUGCAGGGAAGAAAUGGGGUGCUAGAUGAUACUAUCUUUUUCACCCUGGAAUCUCUGAAACUUCCUGAUGGCUACGUACCUCGAGUAUCUGACAUGGUCGAUGCAGUCGUGGUGGAGAGUGUUCAGUCCUGCUAUGUUUGGAGAGCAAUUUCUAUGACUCUAGUGAAAAAGGGGUAA